GUUACGCCGCUGGGUCUCAUUAUGCACAUAAAGGUGCAGCAUCAAACUUUAUCUGUCUUCCUGAAGAGCCUCAGUGGGGAGAUCGAACAGCAGCUGGUUAUCUUGCUUAUGCUUUUGGAACUGAAUACGAGAGCAAUAUGUUUGGAGAAAAUGCACAUCAACAAGACGUUCCUUGCAGUGUUUGCCAGGCUAAGACAGGAUCUGUAUUCACCAGAUGGGGAAGAAACGAUUGUACGAAGACUUCAACUCUUGUUUAUAAAGGAUAUGCUGGAGGAUCACAUUACUCUCACAAAGGUGCAACAUUGAACUUCCUCUGCCUCCCAGAAAAUCCCCAAUGGGGUGAUCGGAAAGCAACCAAAGAUCUGGCAUUUGUUUAUGGUACUGAAUAUGAAAGCACUCUUUUCGGGGGGAAUGCUCAUCAACAAGACGUCCCCUGCAGUGUAUGUCAAGUUGAAAAAGGAUCCUUUUCUAUCAUGAUCCCUGCCAGAACAGCGUGUUAUACAGGAUGGACAAUGCAGUAUAAAGGAUACCUCGGAGCUGGGUACCAUAACCACAAUGCUGCAACCGAGUAUAUCUGCGUUGACGAAAACAUACAAUUAUUACCAGGGGGAAUCGAAAAUAAAGAUGGAAAGCUCAUUUAUCCUGUAGUUUCAAAAUGUGGGUCCUUACGGUGCCACCCUUAUAUCGAUAAUAAACCUCUUACGUGCAUUGUGUGUUCCAAAUAAUUCUCUAAAGUAUAUCUCUGUGUAUAUUUCUGUAUAAAAAAUGUGUCGAAUAAACAUUCCAUUUCAUCCCAAACUGCCCCUACUUACAUGUACGUUCAAAUUGUUCUUUGCUAUUUGUCUAUUUUUAAAUACAAUAGGUAGCCACCAAAUUAUUCCCUGGAUAUAUUCCCCUUCCCUCGUUUUUCAUCUCAAAUCUAUCUGCUUUGUAGUGUUCUGACGUAUCUUAUUUGUUGACUUGAUUACUGAGUAUAGCAUGUAAAGCAGAUCUACAUAUAAAAAAUCAUCGAAAUGUGCAAAUUUUAAAUAAAAAGGCACUUUUUAUAUAAAGUAUAUUAUGUUGAAAUAACAUCAGAAGAGAAAAGUGGAUUCCGGUAGGGGGCUUUUAACAGGUUGACCUACGUUUUAUUCUAUCUGUGUAUGGCAAAUUGUCAGAUGUUUAUAUAUUAAAACAGCAUUGUUGUGUAUUAUAUUAUAUUUUUGUAUUAUUAUGUAUUAUUUACUUUUUAUUUUCAAAAUUAUUAUAAUUGUUUACUAUAAAGGAGUGGAACUGUGGACUGAAAAACACUUGACCUAGGGUCCCCCCCCCCCAGUUUAGACUCAUUGAGAGUCAUUGUAUUAUAUGUUACAUGUACUAUUUGUUAUCUUGUAAACUGAUGGGCUGUAUUUCCCAAAGUUAUUUUCUGAAUAAACUUUUACACUUUUGCUUAUGCAAUGAGUAC
Saccostrea cuccullata (small rock oyster) is the source of this 1444-nucleotide messenger RNA. Its product is annotated as short-chain collagen C4-like. The transcript has 3 exons. The record is from RefSeq and is a predicted model, not a curated record. Lineage: Eukaryota; Metazoa; Mollusca; Bivalvia; Ostreida; Ostreidae. The annotation marks the transcript as partial.